Molecule: messenger RNA, 987 nt
Organism: Microthlaspi erraticum
Lineage: Eukaryota; Viridiplantae; Streptophyta; Magnoliopsida; Brassicales; Brassicaceae
Source: the annotation of a GenBank genome assembly
AUGUAUCUUGAUCGAUAUCAACCCUAUGGCGUCUAUUACGGGUUUGACGACCCGGUAGAGAAGAAGAAGACAAAGGCAAUGAUGGGUUUUCCCGAGUUAUCUAAGCAUUCGUGUAUCGUUUAUUCCAAUGAUGGGUGGUUACUCAUAAAGGAGAGUCCUUCUAACGAUGUCAAACAUUUCUUGUUCAAUCCUUUUACUCGGGAGCGGAUAAACUUGCCUACAAACGGUCUGAGAAUGGCAACAAUGAAAUUUGCGUUCUCUUGUGCUCCUACAAAGAAAGAUUGUUUGGUAUUUGGUAUUGAUACAUGGAGUGUAAGUCUAUAUGGUAGAGUAAGAAUCAGCACUUGGCAUCUUGGUGCAACUACAUGGGUAGAAGAAGACUUCCCUGACGUGAUCUCCGUUGGAGGUACAAGAAACAUCUUAUACUCGGAUGGUCUCUUCUAUAUGGCAGCGGAAGUUUCACUAGGGGUAUUUGAUGCAUCUGCACGCACUUGGAACGUUCUUCCUGUGCAGCCGAUCACUAUCGCUGGCGUUGAUGCUUGUGACACGAUCAGGUGGUUAACUGAGUAUAAAGGGCAGAUAUAUCUUGUAGAUGCAUCGUCAGCGGAGCCGAUGGUGUUUAGGCUAAACCGUUUGGAGUCGGUUUGGGAGAAGAAGGAAACAUUGGAUGGUUCGUCGAUAUUUGUGAGCGAUGGGUCGUGCGUGAUGGCUUCUGGCCUCACGGGGUCAAUGAUUAACGUUUUGUAUUUCUGGAAACGUCCGGUCAAACCAAAGGUUUACCACUCAAGGUCGCCCCGCAAGUUUACGACUGGAAUAGCCCCUUCAAGUACUCUUUAUAUAGCAGGAGUUUGUGUGAAGAACGUGAAGGGGACUAUCGGAUGGUGCCUGGAUCCACCUAUUCUGGUACGACGAAUAAUGUCUGGAUCGAGCCGCCCCACAACAUCUCUAUCUCUGAUUACUCACUUCUUCCCUCCGAUGAUGCCAUAA